AUGGAUGAAGACGAAGUCGCGUCGAUCCUUGGAGAGUCCAGUGUGAAUAACCCAACCUCCUCAAGGCCAUCGGUACCUAUCAGAGGAGAGAACAGAGAGUUUGAUAGGUAUUUUGAUGGUACGACUACGGGAUAUGAUCCUUCUGAAGUUGAUUUUCAAGAGCUGAGAAGAGCUGCUUGGGCGACUUGGAGAAUAAAACCUCCUGCUGCAUUAACCGGCGGGAGCAGAGUUAACGAUGAAGAUGAUGAGCUGGCCCGCGCUCUUGCACUUUCUGCUCAAGAACACAAUAUCCGGCCCAACCCUCAGCAAACGACGACAGUCAUCGAUGACGAUGAUGACGACGAUGCAGAUCUCAAGCGCGCUAUAGCUAUGUCUCAAGAGGAAUCUCGAGAACCUAAGAGAAGGCAGAGAGAAGAUACUCCAGAAGACGAGAGAAGGAUGUUAGCAGAAGCUAUGGCAGCUUCUUUGGCUGAAGCGGACUCGGCUCCAUCGAACUCUUCUACAAAUACCGUCAUACCUCAAUCCACUACCAGGAAAUUCGCAACAUCCUCUCUCGCGCCCUGCGUAGAAGCAAAGUCCCCUAUUCCUUCCGCUGAGUCUACUUCGACGCCAGUCCUUCGCAUCGGGGGACAAGUCAUAGAUCGCGCGCAGUUGGAGAAAGAAAGGAGAGAACGACAAGCAGCCAGGCAGGCUUCCGCUUCUGGUUCAUCCACUCCGCUCACUCCAACAGUCGAACCUUCGACUGCGAACAGACUCUCUGCUGGCCCAGCCAGAAUAGCUGGAAUGAUUUCAAUCGCUUCUCCAAAUCCCCCUCCAACAAGUAAUGCUACUGCUGGUCCAAGUACGCCUAGAUCUGCCCAUACGACAUCUAUUCACCCACUUCAGUCUCCUGAUCCCUUUCCUACCGAUGCGGCGGGAGAGUACUAUCUCAAUGGCGAAUUAAGACACUCCGCUUUGACCAUUGGCGACCCAACAACAGAACGCACAUUCUCGCCGCAGCAAGUCGUGGGCAAGCAUUCACAAAUAGCUCUGAUCAUCAUGUCAUCAUUCGUCAUCGACGAUCAAUGGGUAUUGGAACAAAAUAUCCUACCACCUCCAGAGGAUGUACCGACCAUUACCGUCCGUCCACAUCCCAAGGAUAAGCAGGAGUACAAUGGAAAGAUUGCACUUCAGCCCAACGGAGAGAUGUGGGUGUACCCGAGGAUGACUACAGGAUUUGGGAGUGCACACAUGAAGUAUUUUUGGAUCUUCUACAAAACUGGUCGAUUGCGAGUUGUCGUGUCAACAGCUAACAUGGUUCAUUAUGAUUGGGAUUGGAUUGAGAACACGAUUUUCGUCCAAGAUUUCUUGCCUCUCCCUUCUUCUCGUCCUUUACGGCCUGAGCACAUGCCUCACGACUUUCCACUACAAUUCUCUCGUUUGUUUACCCAUACACGAGUCCACACUGCGCUUCGUCAUUUACUUCACAACCAUCCUAAUGGAUCUAAGAUACCUUUUAAACCCGACGAAAAUUUCGCAGAUAUGGGAAAAUACGAUUGGAGUAAAGUCAAAGUUCGAAUAGUGAUGAGUGUCCCUGGAUAUUAUACCGGUCAUGAAGAAAUCAAUAAAUACGGUAUCAGUAGAUUGGGCAAGGUGUUGAAUGAACAAGGUUGGAUACCCAAGUCCGGAGAGAAGUUGGAUGCUGAAUUCCAAGGGUCGUCGUUGGGGACAUACAGCUUGGAAUGGUUUUCGAAAUUUCACCAUUUUAUAACUGGUAAAACGUCCAAUCAAUUGAUCAAUCGGCCCAAACCCGUUUCUUGGCCAGAUAUCAGGAUAUUGUUCCCUACCCUGGCCAACGUGGAAGCAUCACAACUUGGUAAAGGUGGAGGAGGCACGAUGUUCUGUGGUAAAGCAUUCAAUAACACAACUAGAGACUUAUUUAGAGAUAGCAGGAGUAAGAGAGGAGGUAUCUUGAUGCAUUCAAAAAUGCUUAUAGCUAUUUUCGAACCUGAAAAUAAUCGUCUUGGAAUAGAGAAAUCGCCUUCGAAAUUGGGAAAGCGAAAGGUAGAAGAGUUAGAGAGUGAAGUUGGAGGUUGGAUAUAUGUCGGAUCUCACAACUUCUCUCCUUCAGCUUGGGGAAAUGUUGAUGUAAAGAAGAAUCCUCCGACACUGAAUAUCAAAAAUUACGAAAUAGGAAUUGUUUUUCCUCUUGAUCGAGGCAACGCCAAAGCUAUAGCUGAUAAGGUGGCACCAUACAAAAGACCCGCUAUGAAAUAUACGGCAGGUGAUGUUCCUUGGGAUCAAUAUGCUCAUCGAGAAAGGGAAUAG
Messenger RNA from Kwoniella shivajii, 2307 nucleotides. RefSeq lists its product as uncharacterized. The coding region runs from base 1 to 2307 and encodes 768 amino acids. Gene Ontology annotation, cellular component: nucleus. The transcript is spliced from 14 exons. Gene Ontology annotation, biological process: DNA repair. The record is from RefSeq and is a predicted model, not a curated record. Gene Ontology annotation, molecular function: single-stranded DNA binding; double-stranded DNA binding; 3'-tyrosyl-DNA phosphodiesterase activity. Lineage: Eukaryota; Fungi; Basidiomycota; Tremellomycetes; Tremellales; Cryptococcaceae.